AUGGUGAACCAGGACCCCACCGACCCCUCCCAUGCCCUCUUUGACCAGUUUGUCCAGACACAGACCUGUAAGGAGGUGCAGCGUACCUUCUCAGAGCUCUGCCACCACCUAGAAGUGGACCCCAGGGACUACCAGAGUUUCUACACCAAGCUCAAGGAGAGGCUCAACUACUGGAAGGCCAAAGCCCUCUGGAUCAAGCUGGACAAGCGGGCCCAACACCAAGAUUACCAGCAGGGCAAAGUCUGUGCCAAAAACAAGGUGUGUAUUUAUUUAUUUAUUCUCAUUUAAACGAAGAAGAGGAAUAAUCAAGAAGUGAUCUAACGUAAAAUACAUGUGUACAAGGACAGUGGCUGUGUGGUGCUCUGUUAGUAGUGCAUCUGUAGUUGUGUUAAGGUUUCAACAUCAGCAUUGUGUAUCUACAGUGGCAGAGUACUGUCAGUGCUUUUGAUACUACUAGCUUACUCGAGAUAGAAGGGAGAGAAAGGAAAAAGCGGAGGGCCCGAUAAGGACAAAAGGCAGAGAGAGCCGCGAAGAGCAGAGAGACGAGAGCGAAGAAAGAGACAAGAGAGAGAGAGCGGACAGGAAAAGAGAGCGAGAGCAGAGAAGAGAAAGAGGGAGAGAGAGAGAGACGAAGAGAGAGAGAAGAGAAAAGAGAUAGAGAAGAGAGAGAGCGAGAGAGACGAGAGAGAGCGAGAGAGAGAGAGAGAGAGAGAGAGAGAGAGAGACGAUGAGAGAGAGAGAGAGAGCAGAGGAGAGAGCAGAGAGAGAGAGAGAGAGAGAGAUAGUAAGGAAGCGAGGAGAGAGAGAGAGCAGAAGAGGAGAGAGAAGGAGAGAGAGCGAGAGAGAAUAGCGAGAGAAUCUAUCUCUAUCGAUCUCGACGAUCUCUAUUUAUAUCUGCAAUCUAUCUCUCUCAUAUCUCUCUCUCUCUAUCUUCUCCUCUCAUAUCUCACUCUCUUCUCUCCUCUCUCUCUCUCUCUCUCUCUCUCUCUCUCUCUCCUCAGUGCCUGGUGCUGGGUGCAGGGCCGUGCGGGCUGAGGACAGCCAUAGAGCUGGCUCUGCUGGGGGCUCAGGUGGUGUUACUGGAGAAGAGGGAUUCUUUCUCCCGGAAUAACGUGCUGCACCUCUGGCCUUACACCAUCUAUGACCUGCGUGGGCUGGCUGCCAAGACGUUCUACGGCAAAUUCUGCACUGGGGCUCUGGAUCACAUCAGUAUGUCUACCAUUGUCAUACUAUAUCAACUCGAUUUCCUGGUGUAAUCAUGCCAAUCAUAUUUCUUUAUUCAUUAUGCAUGACUAAAUCAAACCUCUCUUAUUUAGUUUAUGAUGCUAUUACGGUUCUUUUUUCACAUACAAUGUCUGUGUGUAUGUGUCCGUAUCAUCAGGCAUCAGUCAACUGUUUGAAUUGAAGAGGAUUGUUUUAAUUCCCUGUGUGACAAAUCAUACAUAUUUGUCUGUAUCCUUCAGGCAUCCGUCAGCUCCAGCUGAUACUGCUGAAGGUGUCUCUCCUCCUGGGGGUGGAGGUUCACACUGGGGUGGAAUUCAAAGGCUUUGUGGAGCCCUCAGGAGCCACAGGUACAUCUAGACCUCUCCCCCCUGUUCCCUUCCUGUAUUAGAGAAAUAAAAUACUAGCCAUUUGCAUGGCAGUAAAAGCUUGUAGGGCAGUUGAAAUAAUCUGUCCGGAAUCCUACGUGUGAUAAUAAACCUUAAUGCUAUGCUCUCUCUCUGGUUCCCUCCAUCAGGCUGGAUGGCCAAGCUGUUUCCUGAUGAUCACCCUGCUGGGAAGUUCCAGUUUGAUGUCUUCAUCUCUGCAGGAGGAGGACGCUUCGUCCCUGAUGGUGAGGAGUGAGGACACACUCACACGCUGUCAUCCUGCUGCACAUACUGAACGUACUUUAGACCAGCAUAUUUUCAUAUGACUUCGUCCCUGAUGGUGAGGAGUGAGGACACACUUGGAAAAGAAAGAAUGUAGCCGAACACUCAAGCUCCUAUACAAUUGAUUUGUUAAACGGAAACACUCAAUUAUAUGCACCUGAAUUCAGGCUGCAUGUGCUUGUCCUCAAUAUGCAUGUCUUUCUCCCCAGGCUUCAGGUGGAAGGAGCUGCGAGGAAAGCUGGCCAUCGGCAUCACAUGUAACUUCAUCAACCAUCACUCAGCAGCCGAGGCCCAAGUGCAAGAGAUCAGCGGUGUGGCCCGCAUCUACAACCAGAAGUUCUUCCGGGACCUGCUCACAGAGAAAGGUAGGAUUCUAUUCUAUGACACUGGUUUGGGUCUACUGACUGCCAACCCGUCUACUGGUGGACGCUAAGGUUUCAGCGACCGAGGAUUAGGAUAAAGAAUAAUGCACAGUCUGGGCAUGGUGACAAGUAUGGUGACAGAGAAGGAGUGGACAGUGGAGAGUGCUGUCUUUUAAUCUGUGUCCCUCUUCCUCUUGUCAAUGUCCUUUGAAUUGAUGCUAUCAUGUGUGAUGCAAUUCCCCAAUCCUUCUUCUCUUGUGCUCUAGUGCUGUUUCACUUGUCCUGUCAUUGUCUAGUUCCUAGUUUCUCACUCAUUCAUUUCGCUCUCGAUCCCCCCCUCUCUCUCUCUCUCUCUCUCUCUCUCUCUCUCUCUCUCUCUCUCUCUCUCUCUCUCUCUCUCUCUCUCUCUCUCUCUCUCUCUCUCUCUCUCUCUCUCUCUCCCCCCCCACCCUUCCUCCAGGUAUUGAUCUGGAGAACAUAGUCUACUAUAAAGACGCCACCCACUACUUUGUCAUGACUGCCAAGAAGAAGAGCCUGUUAAAGAUGGGGGUCAUUAAACAGGUGAGGGAAACACAUCCAUUACUAUCAGCAGCAGCAGCUCCACAUUAGGCCUCUAGAGGGCCUUUCACAAUACUGAGACAACCUGGAUCCCAACAUAGUCCUCCCCAGACAGGCUGUUUUUUUUUCCUGCUCUUUGGGAUUAGCUGCUAAUAAACUGUGUUAAUGUAAUUUAUGUCUGUGCAGCAUGGGGUCAGCACUAGGUCUCCCCAGCCAUGCUACUGUGUACACUGCUCACUCUCACUCCCUCUUGUCACACUACAAGUCUGGAGGGACAAAGCCAGAUCCCCUUGUUUUGUCUUCAAUGAUUAGAGCCCAUGCUGACUGUUAUCAAAAUAGAGGCUUUCAUCUGUUAUAGUUCAGUUGCCAAGAUGGGAGAUGUUCUGCUGAGUAACUGUUUAGUAUUUAUGUUGCACUGAAGCUGUAAUCAUUCUAUAUAUUUGCGCAUGAUUAUGGGGGUUGGUUUUUGUGUAAUUCUUGACACUGUUCCAUUUUGUUUAAAGAUGCUGACUCAGUGUCGGCUUGCUUCUUUAUGUGGAGCAUAUAAUGCUUGGCUAGACUACGUGGGAGGAUUAUACCCAUUGUUUUCACAUAAAGCAGCAUCUAGAUUCUAGUCAGUGAUAGACAGCUCUCAGAUGUGUAUCACCACCACCCCAGUGCUUGAAUUAGGCCGGUCUGCAUCAGUAGUACAGAGUAUCAGCUUCUCCAAUUUUCGAUUGCUUGAGUACCGGCACCUCUUUAUAUAAGAACACCAGUACUAUAAAAUUAGAAAAUGAGUACCGGCCCCUAAUAUUAUUACUGGCACCUUUAUCAUUCCACUUCAAGCACUGACCAACCCCAAUGUGUCCCCCAUAGUUCCCCAUAGUAUUUUUGUUCCAUUUAAUUAUAUGGUGUCCCCUCUGUGACCGCCUCCAAUAUAUUCCCUCUUGUCUCCAGGACUUCAGCGAUGCCAAUCAGCUCCUGGCCCAGGCCAACGUGGACCAGGAGGCUUUGUUGCGUUACGCCCACGGCGCUGCCCACUUCUCCACAGGCCACCGCUUGCCCAACAUGCAGUUUGCCCAGAACCAUGCUGGCCAGCCUGACGUGGCCAUGUUUGACUUCACCUGUAUGCACCGUGCUGAGAACGCCUCGCUGGUCAGGGAGAGGAACGGAAAGAAACUACUCAUGGGCCUGGUCGGAGACUGCCUGGUGGAGGUGAGAGGUCAUGUAAAUGUGAUGGAUGACGACCUUGUUCUAAAAUGUCUAACAUGUUCAUGGUUUCUAUAUUCUCACAUACUGUAUAUACAUUCAGUUAUACACACAAUGGUACACUUACUUGUAGUUUAUACACAGUCCUCAGUUAGGAAAUGGAGCAUAAAAUCGUCUCAGGGCAUAACAGUGUCUACUGUUGUCAUACAAUUUCCUGUUGUCAUACAACACUAUUCUAAAAGGGUUUUGAUAGAAAGUGUAUGUGUCCACAGCCAUUCUGGCCUCUGGGAACAGGUAUUGCCCGUGGGUUUCUGGCUGCCUUCGACACAGCAUGGAUGGUGAGGAGCUGGGGCAAGGGAAAACCCCACCUGGAAGUCCUUGCUGAACGGUAACAAAGCUUUUUCUAUAUGAUCAUAAACACCACCUCAAAAAUCAUGUGCCCAUCCCUCUUCAUUGUUACUGUAUAGAAGGGUUACCCUGGCCGGGCCUUUCAGAGAAAACUCUCCAACUGGUAAUACCACUCGAGGCUUUUAACUGUUUUUCACAACAUUCUUUGAACAUCCAUUACAUCACAAGCAGCUGCUUUAAAAAAAGUAUUCCUGAACAAACCCAUCAGAAUCUUCUGUUCCUUUGUUGGAGCAUUUUCUUUUUCAGUUCUAUAUUGAGUUUCUGAGGUAGAAUUGUCUCUAGAAGAUGUCUUUCCCUCUGACUGAAUAGGGAGAGUAUCUACCAGCUCCUGUCCCAGACCACGCCAGAGAACACCAGUAAAAACUACAGUGCCUUUAGCAUAGACCCGGCUACACGCUACCAGCACGUCAACCUCAACUCCAUCAAGGCCAACCAGGUCAGAAACAUAUAAAUAUAAUCUAUUACAUUCUAGUCCUUCUAUUUCUAUGGUCAGCACAGACUCAAAUCUCCACUGAUGCCCGAUUCACACUAUUGGGCCAACCUGAAAGGCACUGUGCUGGCUUGGAUCUUUUCUUUUCAACACGGUUCCAGCAACUAUAGUGGAUGCGUAACCACGCCAGCUCAGUUAAGAUUGGUUCAGGUGGGUUUGAUGGUGUGAAAAGGGUAUAACUGUCUCACUGUAUCAAUGCUAGCAAAGUGAAUAGAUAUUGUGCUGAGUAACAUUGUAUACACGUUUUGAAUUAGAUCAGUGCUGCUCUGCCAUUUUGGGUUGAUAUUUCCUAGAGUGUACAUGCGUUGCCAGGAAACUGCUCUGUGUAUAUGAAGUGUUGAGCCGGCUAGGAAAUGGUUUUUGAUUUCCCCCACUAGAGGAGUAUUGAUCGGAAAGGCUUUAGAGUUUUCACAAACUACCAGAUCAAUUACACUGCAUCAAACCAAACCCCAGCUUCUGCAUUUGAGUACCAGCUUUAUGAAGCUUACUGUGUUCUUAGCCUGGUCCUAGAUCUGUUUGUGCUGUAUAUCCAACUCCUAUUGUCAUUGCUUGACAAUGAUCAUAGGAGUUGGCAAGACAGCACAAACAUAUCUGGGACCAGGCUACUGUGUUCUGCCUCUAGUGUAAAAUUCAACUCAAAAUCAAGUGCUAUGUUGUUUAUCAUGAUUCUCUCUCUUUGCAUGCAUUCCAAAGUUGCAACAUCUGUAUGAUGUUGAAGACCGUAUUGAUUCAGGCCGACCAACCAAGAAGCAGAAAGGCGGGUUGUCUCACCUGCGACAAGGUUAGUCUAGCUUCACUUUACUAAAGCAGUAAUACAUGAGGGGAGCAUGGGCAUGAUUAAUAUUUGUUUAUGCUCGACUGUGCUGGGCAAUUCCAUGGUAACGGAAUUACACUUUGACUCAGUUUCUUCACUUUAUAUGUAUGCUAAACAAAAACCAUUGAUCUUAAAGUUUGACAAACUGUACAACUCUAUGCACAAGGACUACUUUUAACCAUUUCCACUGGAGAAUUUAGAAAAAAUAACUUAGUGGAAGAACUGUGCGGAUGCAAACUUUGGUAACAGAUUUACAGAAUUUUCCAAAAACUCUGUUAAAUAUGUGCUCUGAAUUAAGAUUCAAAAAUGUCUGCAGAAAGAAUGGGGUGUCAGCUAUGACAUGGCACCUUGAAUUUGAAAAAAAUCUAUUUUGGUUAUUGAAUUACAAGUGGAUUUACAGUUGUGGUCAAAAGUUUUGAGAAUGACACAAAUACUAAUUUUCACAAAGUCUGCUGCCUCAGUUUUGAUGAUGGCAAUUUGCAUAUACUCCAGAAUGUCAUGAAGAGUGAUCAGAUGAAUUGCAAUUAAUUGCAAAGUCCCUCUUUGCCAUGAAAAUGAACUUAAUCCCCAAAAAACAUUUCCACUGCAUUUCAGCCCUACCACAAAAGGACCAGCUGCCAUCAUGUCAGUGAUUCUCUCGUUAACACAGGUGACAGUGUUGACGAGGACAAGGCUGGAAAUCACUCUGUCAUGCUGAUUGAGUUAGAAUAAUAAUAAUAAUAAUAUGCCAUUUAGCAGAUGCUUUUAUCCAAAGCGAAUUACAGUCAUGUGCGCAUACAUUUUUACGUAUGGGUGGUCCCGGGGAUCGAACCCACUACCCUGGCGUUACAAGUGCCAUGCUCUACCAAUUGAGCUACAGAGGACCACUGUCUGAGUCUGGAAAGACUGGAAGCUUUAAAAUGAAGGUGGUGCUUGAAAUCAUUGUUCUUCCUCUGUUAACCAUGGUUACCUGCAAGGAAACACGUGCCGUCAUCAUUGCUUUGCACAAAAAGGGCUUCACAGGCAAGGAUAUUGCUGCUAGUAAGAUUGCACCUAAAUCAACCAUUUAUCGGAUCAUCAAGAACUUCAAGGAGAGAGGUUCAAUUGUUGUGAAGAAGGCGUCAGGGCGCCCAAGAAGGUCCUGCAAGCGGCAGGACCGUCUCCUAAUGUUGAUUCAGCUGCGGGAUCGGGGCACCACCAGCGCAGAGCUUGCUCAGGAAUGGCACCAGGCAGGUGUGAGUGCAUCUGUAUGCACAGUGAGGCGAAUACUUUUGGAGGAUGACCUGGUGUCAAGAAGGGCAGCAAAGAAGCCACUUCUCUCCAGGAAAAACAUCAGGGACAGACUGAUAUUCUGCAAAAGGUACAGGGAUUGGACUGCUGAGGACUGGGGUAAAGUCAUUUUCUCUGAUGAAUCCCCUUUCCGAUUGUUUGGGGCAUCCGGAAAACACAUUGUCCGGAGAAGACAAGGUGAGCGCUACCAUCAGUCCUGUGUCAUGCCAACAGUAAAGCAUCCUGAGACCAUUCAUGUGUGGGGUUGCUUCUCAGCCAAGGGAGUGGGCUCACUCACAAUUUUGCCUAAGAACACAGCCAUGAAUAAAGAAUGGUAUCAACACAUCCUCCGAGAGCAACUUCUCCCAACCAUCCAAGAACAGUUUGGUGACGACCAAUGCCUUUUCCAGCAUGAUGGAGCACCUUGCCAUAAGACAAAAGUGAUAACUAAUUGGCUCGGGGAACAAAACAUCGACAUUUUGGGUCCAUGGCGAGUUAACUCCCCAGACCUUAAUCCCAUUGAGAACUUGUGGUCGAUCCUCAAGAGGCGGGUGGACAAACAAAAUCCCACAAAUUCUGACAAACUCCAAGCAUUGAUUAUGCAAGAAUGGGCUGCCAUCAGUCAGGAUGUGGCCCAGAAGUUAAUUGACAGCAUGCCAGGGCGGAUUGCAGAGGUCUUGAAAAAGAAGGGUCAACACUGCAAAUAUUGACUCUUUGCAUAAACUUAAUGUAAUUGUUAAUAAAAGCCUUUGACACUUAUGGAAUGCUUGUAAUUAUACUUCAGUAUACCAUAGUAACAUCUGACAAAAAUAUCUCAUAACACUGAAGCAGCGAACUUUGUGAAGACCAAUACUUGUGUCAUUCUCAAAAUUUUUGACCACGACUGUACAUCGGGUAAUGGAAUUACAGUAACGGAAUUACAUCAAGGGUCCCUGAUCUGUACUACACAGAUGCAUAAUUAUGGCUCUGAAUGUAAUUCUCGUCAUGUUUCACAAGUUUGGAAAUCACAGCGCAGCACAGCAGAGCACUGUCCAGAGUCAGACUGUUUUAACACUCCAGACCAGUCAACAGAAAGACAAAGAAAAGAGUUCUGAGCUGAACAGAACAGUAUGCCAGUGGAAGGGAGGACAGAAGCAGGUGACCCAACUGUGGUUUGUGACUGUUAUGUUUUCCCAUUGUUGCAGUAAUUCCGUUACUGAUUUUUUUGGGGUAAUUCUGUAAUGGAAUUACAAGUUUUAAAGCUGCAAUAUGUAACUUUUUGGGCGACCUGACCAAAUACACAUAGACAUGUGAGUUAUAGCUCUGUCAUUCUCAUUGAAAGCAUGUCUAAGAAGCGGUAGAUCUGUUCUAUGUGCGUUUUUGCUAUGCUUCCGGUUCUUAAGUUUCGUUUUUGCCGUCUUUUACGUUCAGGUUUGUACACAAGCUUCAAACAGCUGAAAAUACAAUAUUUUUGGUUAUGGAAAAUAUAUUUCACAGUGGUUUAGAUCAGGGGUGUCAAACUCAUUUUAGCUCAGGGGCCACAUGGAGGAAAAUCUAUUCCCAAGUGGGCCGGACCGGAAAAAUCAUGGUGUGUAUAUAUAACUUAAAAACAACAACUUCAGAUUGUUUUCUUUGUUUUAAUACGAUCAACAUACAACAUAAAGCUGGAGCCUGAGGACAGUGUAUCCAAAAUAGUACAAGCACAACAUCACUAUUAAUCAUAAAACACGUCAAGUUUAUUUGAAAAUUCUAAAGAAAAAGAACACACAAUGCCUCAGUGAUUAACAGAACUGUUUCACAGAUCACAGAACUAUAUCAGGGUUUCAUUUCUCAGGCAGAAAUGUAGAUAAAAAUAAUGAAAUCCUGUUCCCCAAACAAGUGCAAGAACCACAGAGUCAAGAAUAGGUUAAAUAUACAAAUAAAAUAAAAUAAAUUAAAAACAAUAGCACAUCAACAUAAAAACAUAUAAACAUAAAUCUGAAAGCGUUGCUCAAACUCCCGUAACAGUCCCGUUAUUUUAUCUUUGAACCGCUUCAUGUCUGCCACAUGUUGGGUCGCGCACACAUUUUUCAGACAGGGGAAGUGAGCUGCAUCACCACCGGCAAGUUGCGUCUCCCACAAUGACCGCUUCAACUUGAAAGAACGUAUGCUGUCAUAAUACUGCGUGACAACUUUGUUGCGCCAUUGCAGCUGUUUGUUCAAGUUAUUCAGGUGUUCUGUAACAUCCACCAUAAAUGCAAGAUCCUGCAUCCAUUCUGCGGAAUGAAAUUCUAACACUGGUUUGCCCUCAGCACAGCACCUCGGCUUAACCAUCUUACCUCAGUGUGGUAUGGCAGGCCAUAGAUGUGGUCUUUCUCUCUGAGAAGGCUGUCAAACUGACGGUGAUUCAGGCUUCUGGAUCGGAUGAAAUUAACAGUUUGGAUGACCACCUUCAUGACGUUAUCCAUCUUUAAUGACUUGCAACACAAAGCCUCCUGGUGCAAAAUACAGUGAAAAGUCAAAUCACGUCCUCCAUUUGCAGAUUGCACUUUCUCUCUGAACUUUGUCACAACGCCUGCUUUUUUCCAGAUCAUUGAGGGCGCACCAUCUGUAGCCAGGCUGACAGCGCGGGACCAGUCCACUCCGACCCUGUCCAGGGCGCCGACGAGUGCGGUAAAAAUAUCAGCUGCUGUCGUUGUAUCUGUCAUCGGCACCAACUCCACGAACUCCUCGGUGACGGUCAAUGUGUCAUCAACUCCGCGGAUGAAAAUGGCCAGUUGUGCAACAUCUGUAAUGUCCGUGCUUUCAUCAAUUGCAACCGAAAACGCAAUAAAUGACUUUACUUUUUGCUUCAACUGGCUGUCCAAAUCCACUGAAAGAUCGGAAAUCCUGUCUGCAACUGUGUUUCUUGUCAGGCUGAUAUUUACAAAAGCCUGCCGCUUUUCAGGGCACACAAUCUCCGCUGCCUUCAUCAUGCAUGUUUUUACAAAUUCACCCUCACUAAAUGGUUUUGAAGCCACUGCGAUUUCAUUAGCAAUGAGGUAGCUAGCUUUCACUGCAGCGUCACUGAUGUCUCGGCUGUGAGUAAACACAGACUGCUGUUUCUUCAGACUCGCCAACAGUUCAUUCACCUUCUCUCAUCUCCGCUGUCCUUGAAAGUUGUCAUAUUUGUCGGCAUGAAGACUCACAUAGUGGCGACGAAGGUUAUUCUUUCAGCACUGCAACAUGCUCUGAACACACCAAACAUACAGCUUUCCCAUUCAAUUCCGUGAAUAAAUAGGAUGACCAUUUUUCUUGGAACACUCUGCACUCUGCGUCCACUUUUCUCUUUUUUGACAGAGACAUAUUGGGGCAAUGAGGGUGCCAAAGCACAUAAUGUUAAAAGUAGAAGCCGUAAUAAAUAUCGCGGGCAAAACAAAGUAGCUCAUUGGCUGCACGUGCUUGACCUACUUGCUCUGCCCCGGUAUAAACAGUUUGCUUGCUUAACACAAUUGCUAUUGCGCCAUCCAGUGGACGCAAUUGGAACAGCAGUUUAUUUUAUUGAAAAAUUGCAGCGCAUUUUAUACUUUACAAUGUUUUUUUUGUUUGUUUUUUAUCAUCUCGCGGGCCGGAUUAAACCCGUUUGCGGGCCUGAUCCGGCCCGCGGGCCGGACGUUUGACACCCCUGGUUUAGAUUUUACAUUUACAUUUUAGUCAUUUAGCAGACGCUCUUAUCCAGAGCGACUUACAGUUAGCACAUACAUUAUUUUAUCGAACCCACAACCCUGGCGUUGCAAACGCCAUGCUCUACCAACUGAGCUACAUCCCCUGCCGGCCAUUCCCUCCCCUACCCUGGACGACGCUGGGCCAAUUGUGCGCCGCCCUAUACUUGCUUGUUUUGUCACUAAACUGAAAUUAGGCGAACUAUUACAAUUUUAACAACCAGGAAAUGGCGGAGCGAUUUCCGCAUAGUGCAUCUUUAAUCACUUUUUUUUUUUUUUUUUUUUGUCAUUUAGCAGACGCUCUUAUCCAGAGCGACUUACAGUUAGUGAGUGCAUACAUUUUUUUCACACUUAAUAAUUCAUAAACAAAAUAGAUUUCAGUAAAAUCACUAUAACUAAUUGGUAUGUCUACCAUUACUUGUUACUUAUGUUACCUUCAUUAUCCUCCCUCCUUAUAAGGGAGAGAAAUUAGAAAAUAUUUUAAAGAUAUGUGGGUUUUUGGUAACAAGGCACAAGGCAAUAUUUCUUAAACUUAGAGAAGGUAAGCAAUUUCUCCAAAAUGAAAUACGUGUUGAUUUUAGUUGGCAGUGGUCUUUACGUCAACAUGAUUGUGUUUUGAUGUAUUUAUGAUGCCUUUUAAGACUUUUUCUGGUAGAUGUUUUCUAAGACUGGUUGAAAAAUGUAUCUAUGCCUUCAUUUCCCAAAAAUAUGGACUCCUAGCUUUCAUUUGACACCCAAUUUGAUAUGCUCCUAUGAACUUCACAUGUUAAUGCUAUUGAUCCUUUUCGAUGAAAAUGACCUGCUGCAAUCAUAGGCACGAAACACUAGCCGAGCCUUUAACCCAUUAAUAUGUGUCUCAUUAUCAUCAAAAUGGCUGUGACAUUUCUGUUGCAUCCUUAGAUGCCCGACUCAGAAUGUAAACAAGUCUGUGUAUCUAUCAUAACAUUCUUUCAAUGCCUGCCUUGAUGCAAUAUCGCUAUGUUUCAUGGCACAGACCAGGCAAGACCCUGAACAUGACCAUGUCCAUGUUUGAACAUCCACAGUAACAUACCUCUUAGAAUGAAGAAAGCAAUGUAGGCCUAUUGAGCAUGCAUUCUAAGUCAUAAUGCAGUGUUCUUAUGUGUGUUCAUGGCCCAGAUUCGGUUGGAGCUUUUGAGGAGCUGUUGAAGUGGUGUCAGCAGCACACGGCAGGGUACGACAGGGUGAAGGUGAAGGAUCUGACCCAGUCCUGGAGGUCUGGCCUGGCCUUGUGUGCCCUCAUCAACACCUUCAAACCCCAUCUUAUGUGAGUCUGUGGGCUUUAUAAGGGGGAAAUUCAACUUAUACACCACAAAUGUAGCAAAUGCACAAGUAGUACCACAGAAGGAAAGAUGUACCCAUGAGUCUACAGUAAAAUGUCCUUGGUCUGAGGGGCUUUUCCUGUUCAAGUUAUUCCAUUUCCAUGGUACUACCUGUCCAAUAAGAAAGCAAACGUCAAUUUUCUGUUACAAAAUGUUUUGCUAUGGUGUGCCCUAUUGAACAUGGCCCUGGUCAACAUAGUAACUAUCCCUCACCUGUCCCUCCAGUGACAUGUCCUCUCUGAAUGAGUCUGAUUCAGUCCACAACAACCAGCUGGCCUUCAGCCUCCUGGAGAGAGAGCUGGGCAUCCCUCCCAUCAUGUCAGCCAGUGACAUGGCCACCAAGGAACAGAUAGACAAGCUCUCCAUGGUGCUCUACCUCACUCAGAUCCAUGAUGCCUUCAACGAAAGGACGCCCACUAAAGGUAAGCAUCAGGGCAAUGGUUGUCAGACAUGUUACAUAAUUAUCACCGUGAUUGUUUGUUUUAUUACUUGUAGCCUCGACUCCAGCCAUCUUGAACAAGAAAGUGGUGUUGAGGUCUGCUAUCACGAGACUAGAUUAUGUAUAUUUAUAGACUGUUAUGUUACUGUGACAUCAUUAUGCAUAGUUGUAUUAAUUACAUAAAGGUGCUUUUAGUGUGCUUCAUUUCUAAAAAUGCUUUACCAAAUUUCAGCAGAGUUUUCAAUAUUAACCAUAUCACCAUAGCCAACUAUUAGUGGAAACAAUGGAAUCUGGCCUAAGUCUGUUUAGACAGUGCAUAGCUUAUGUAACCCCCAUUUGUACAUCCUUGGGCCCAGGUGUUUUUCCCUAUGAAAUGUGUUUGGCGUUGAUAAGAAGGGAGAGGGCUGUCAUUGUCCCUUUAAGAGCAUUACCCAGCAUUCCUCUGGUUAGAGUAGCUGGGCUGUGCUCAUAACCAGCCCUGAUUGACAGUCAGGGUUGUACUGCUCUCUUGCACUCAGUCCGUAAGCCAGGCAGCAGUCAAAGCAAACCGCACAGCAGCCCGUGAGGAAAUGGCUUAUCAGGCUUGGGUAGGACUAGCCUCGGCGUCAUCUAAAAUAUAUCGAAUGUUCCUGCUUUGAGGAAGAAGGAUUUUCCCCAUCUAUUUUUGCUGCCGUAAGGUAUUUCUGGAAAAAUACUAGCAGAGUGUGUAGCAGGGAUUUUCAGUUGGGAUCCAGCAUUUGGAAGCAGUUUUAGAGAGAGGGUGUGACAUGCUUGUCGCUGUGAUGCCGUAGGUAGCAUAGCUCACUGUAGGGGGAUCGGCUGGCUGGCUGGCACACAGAUGCGCAUGCAUGAGGGACAUGUCCUGUCUGUCACCGGGGGCUUGCACAGGAGUUUUCUCAGGGGGAUUGACAAAUUGAAUUGAAUUACAUCUUCUACAAAGCUUGUUUUCAACAGCAGUGUAGAGAAGCUGGAUGUGUAAUAUAUAAUGAAUGACAGGAUUUUUACAUAAGAGAGAUUGGUAGAGAAAAAGCCAGAACACAUUGUUUAUGUACAAGAAGCUGUACACAUUUUAAAAUGCAGGUUUUCUGCUGUGGGGGGCUCAGACAACACAGUGGGUUAGUUGGGUGCCUGUGAAACGUGUUUGUUGUUCUGGCAGAACAGGAACAGUAGGAAACUAAAGCUGGAGUGUGUUUGUGUCUCUCUCUGCUGCAGAACCUCCGAGCCUUCUCCUGACGCCGUCCAAGACCCUGUCUUUUCAGGCUGUUUUCUUCCUCAACAAGCUCAAGCACAACUCUCUGCAGAGACGCAAGGUAAGGCUCAGGCAAUCAGCUACAUGUUGUCACUGGGACUAGUUAGCUGUUUACGCAAUACAGUAUCAGGUAGAGCGCGAUAAUAUUUAUGCAAAAACAUUUGUCUGUUGGGUAAAAUGGAGAGUAGGCCAACCUCAAGUUCACAUGGACUGUCAUCAUUUUUCAUGCAACUCCCUGCUGUCGUUGACUAUUUACUUACAGUAAUAUCAGAGUUCUCUAGAUAAGAACCUUGAAUUCACAUGCCCAGCCAUUUUGGUUUGCUUCUUGUGAUUAUGCUUCGAUUCAUUCAUUGUCUACAGUUACAAUAUGUGUUUUAAUCAUCAUUUGAUUGUGUUCGUUCCUUAUUAUAACUAAGACCAUACUACAGAACACUUACAAUAUAUUUUUUUAACCUUUGUUGGCUUGUUCCAAAAUCAACUGUAAUAGCAAAGACACUUUUCAAUCAUUUAAGGUAAUAUCUAAAGCAUUGUUCAUUUUGACAUCAUCCAUUAUUCAGUUGCAUAAUGGAAACCAUAAACAGGUCACAUGACUGUUUUCUCUUUUACACAGGAGAGACUGGCAGUCGAGACAGAAGAUAAAGCUAAAAGGAUGGGAGAUGAGGAAGAUGUGAGUGGUGUCUAGAAUACAAAUGCUAUCCUCAUUACCAUAGGCUCCCAUGCAGAGCUAACCUUUUGCUGUAUGAUGGAUGUAUCUGCAGACUUCAGGACUACUCCAACUGCUAUUCGAUUCAAUGUUUACGUGCUAUGCUAUUGAACUACUAAUAUCACUGGCGGUUGUUCCUCUCUUUGAUUACUACUGGGGUAUAGCACCCAGGGUACAGACCAUUGUAAGAGUUGUUGAACACACCAGAUUUGUCAUUUUUAAUCGUUCCUCUUUCUUUGGCCUUCAGGACUAUUCCCUAUUGUUACACCAUAAGUACAUGUUUUUGUGCUAAGUUAUUGAAGUACUGUUAAAAUAUGACUGUUGAUCUCAAUUUCUUUGCUCUCAGCCUGUAGCCCCUGUCUCAGCCCCUGAGGUGACCCCUGAACUAAGCCCGACGUCAGGCAUCGGCAGCAAUGAGGAGUGUUACUUCUGUGGCCAGCGGGUCUAUGUGCUGGAGAGGAUCAGCACUGAGGGCAAGUUCUUCCACCGUAGCUGCUUCACCUGCCAGCAGUGCGGCACCACCCUUAGACUGGGCAGAUAUACCUUUAGCCAGAACACGGGUGAGUGAGCAUUACCGCUUCUACCGCUGAGUGCCAGUCUGUUUGUGCUAACAUGUUAACUUAGCAUGCCAACGAGUGGCAAGGAGUUGACCUGAUAGCAUAGACUGGCACUCAGUCUAGUGGGAAAUCUGCUGGGUCCUAAUGAGCCCUUUUGAAUCUUUUACAAGCACAACAUCAUGUUACUAUGCAAGUGGGACUUCCAUGGUCAUUAUGUACUCAAUUAUGGAAAAUAUUCUCUCUGAAAUGUUCUGCCUUCUGAAAUAUUGGCUGCUCACAAAGACACAGCAAGUUACUCGCUGUUUGGACAAUACAGAAACAGAAUAUCGUUAUUUCUAGUGCAACAGCUUCCGUACCUGUAGUAAGGUAAAUCCUCCAAGGCAAGGAACCUACAUCCGGAUGAUAAAUACAGCACAGUUUAAUUUAUUUAUGCACCGUAUGAAAAAUGAAUGAAAGAUGCCCUUUUACGUGUUUUGUGGUUCAUGUGAAAAGGAGAAUGGGAGAAAGGGUUGUCAAGUAGCAUCUCAAACAUGUGCCAGAUCCAGACUCUGCAAGCUGUUGUUUUCCCUCUUGUGCCCUCAGGGAAGUUCUACUGUGAGCUGCACUCUGAACAGCUAGAGAUGGAGAACAGGGAACCAUCCCCAUCCGUUAAGGUGGGGUCUCUGUUCUGAGUUUGAGCAGAUGGGAAAUUAAACCAUUCUGUUGCAUACCAUGUUGCCAGCUUGUGGCUCAACUUAUCUGUACAGAACAAUUAAGGACAGCUAGUGGGUAUAAGUAGUACAUUGGUGUUGAGUCACAAGAUCUGUUCAUUUCAAACAUGGCUGUGUACCAUAACCAUUCAUUUAUAGAUGAAUGUUUAAUCACAUGAUACAAUGCUUAUGCUACAAUCCUCCUUUCAUUUUUUCCCUUCUAGGAUACCAUAGGAGAUCACGAGGAGGAGAAGAGAGGUGUGAAUUCGAUCUCCAGUGAAGACCACUCACCUUGUCCCUCUGAGGACAACGAGUACGAUCUAGACUCUGGUCCUCCUAAACCCACGGAGCCUCUGCAUCCUCAGAGUCAGGAAGACCCCAGCAGCAAACAUCCUAACCCUGUAGAGGAGCCCCCGGUCCCACCAAAACCGCCUAUACACGUUUUCACAAAGAAAGGGUUUGAGGCCUGUGAGGUGGAGGAAGAGUGGAAGGAGAGGGGUGAGGAUGCCCCCUCGGAUCCUCUGACCCCUGUCCCAAAACCUCGCCACUCUCGCUCGGACAUCCCUCAGGCCUCCCCUCCUGUAGCCAAACCACGCACUGUCCUCCUCACCCCAAAAAGGGACACGUCACCAGCCUAUGCAGGAGAGAAGGGGUCCCCCAGGGCAGCAGGAGAGAAAGGGACCCCCAAGGCAGCCCCAGCCCCUGACUCCAGGCCGAAGCCGUCCCUGCGGAAGUUGCAGCUGACCGACGAGGAGAAGAACCACCUGGUUAACUUGAGCUUCAGCCUGGACUCUGACUCGGAGACACCCGGUUCUUCCUCCUGCUCCUCUUCCUCAGCCACAGCAGCGGGUCCCUGCCCACCCAAACCCCCAGGUAUCCUUAUUCUCUUUCAUUGUCUUUUCUUUGUUUUGUCUCUUCUAUUGUGUUUUUAUUGUAAAAGUGUUGCGAUUGAAUAUACCACUUUUUUGAGGUAUGAUAAAAAUUAAAAAAAAAUGGCCCAGUAGGAAGCUUGAAGGGUUUAAUCAAGUUUGAUUUGAGGUGCAGACGCCCAGGAGGAGGAGGGCUACUGGAGUGGGGGCCCUGGGCCGGGGGGACACAUACGGGAGCACAGGAACCGCCGCUGCUUCAGGAGGAAAGACGAACCAGCGGGGCUCCAGGGCCAGCACGCCAGGGUCCGCUCCAAGUUCUCCCCCUGGAACCUGUCCUCCCCUCGGCUGGGGAGGGACCACCGCUUCAGCGUCCUCAACAGCCACCCAGGUAUAGACCCUAGUGUGGUGUGGAUUUACUGUCUCGGCCAUAGAGAUCAUAUUAAAUUACUAGAGGGGCUAUGUCAUAAAACCUCAAAGUUCCAGAACGGGGUGAAAAUGGCAGCCACUUUGGUCAGGGAAAAAUCCAAACCAGUCUAAUUGGAAUGAAUGGCAGUAGAGGCAUAAUCCUGAUUUUACUUAUUCAGGAAAAUAAAAGUAAGGCAUGUGAUAUCUGAAAUUGUGUAAUAGAAUUAUUGUCAUCCUAAAAUAUUGUCAUAUAAUUAUAAAUAGUUUAUAUGGAUUUUAUACAAAUGCUCUGUAUAUAUGUGUUUUCUUGGAAAGCUGCUACUUUUUGCAUUUACAACUUGUCUAAGUCCUAUUAUCAACUGAUUUCAGACAGUGUAUGGCUGUGGAUUGACUGCAUUGUUUGAAUGGAAUGUUGGCAGUUAAUUAAACAAUUUAUUAAUGGAAUCAUUCCUCAAAACUGUCUGGCUAGCUAGCUAACAAACAUACAGUGCAGAUACAUUCAUUAUUUUACACUAUCUUAUCACUGCAUUGGCAAACCAUGGUUGAUCAACUCCCUGACCAAAAUGUCUGACCUUUAUCCCAUCAUAAGAAGGUUCAUGUCCAUUCUAGUAUUCUAAUUCCUAAUUCUAUGGCCUCAUUGGCCACAUUAUCUUUAUACCUGUCAAUCAAUAAAAUAUGUAUUUAUAUUGCAAACAGCAGUUGUUAAUACCCAUGUCCUUCAUAUCUAUUCUGAAUUAAUAAUUGUAUUUCUUUAACUUCACAGAAGUACACUAUGGCCACAGUGUAUCUGAGGAAGAUGGUGGUGGUGAUGAUGAUGAUGAUGAUGAGGAUGAGUUGGAUAUGUUUGCACCAGAUGGCUUGGAUUUAUAUGAUGAUAAGGUAAGGAGUGUGACUUAUCUGGCUGGCAUAUUAAGUCCAUAGAUAUUGCACACACACACACACACACACACACACACACACACACACACACACACACUCUCUUGUCUAGUUCCAGACCAUCCCUUCAGACCCUGUAGAGGCUGAAAAACUGGAGCUGUUGAAGAUGAGGGCGUUGGAUCGACGGGCCAAGACGUGUGAGAUGCAGCGCUUCCACAAUGCACAGGUCAGUUCACUGUACUGUGAUUUGCCAGUAAAGCACAGGAUUGUGUUUUACAAGAGAUAAAACAUUUAUUGUUGCAAAAGGUUUUGCUCUGGUGCACCCUACUGAAUACUGCACAGGGCAGUUCACUGUCUGAACACAGGACAGUCUGCUGAAGCCAGAUCGAACAGCUCUACUUUCGGAUGGUUAGUCUAACACUGGACCUGCCAGUAUUGAGUCUUCCUGCUUGUCCAGUGUUCUCUGCUAUAAAGCUCAUCUUAUUGUCUGCUUGUGACCCCCAGUCUAUUCAGAGGCGCCUGGAGGAGAUUGAGGUGACGUUUAAAGAGCUGGAGGAUAAAGGUGUGGUGCUGGAGCAGGUACUCCGAGGAGAGGAAGGUGAGACCCCACCCCAACACUUUCGUUUGCUGUAGCUAACCAUAACACAGUACUUUGAACAUAGCUUGUCCUGAACAACAAAGAUUUGCCUUCAUCUUUUAUCCUGUGAUGCUUUGAUGGAGGUCCGUAGAGUGAAAUAUUGGCAUUUGGCAAGCUUUGGCAAGGAAUAUGCAGCGGGAACUUCUUGAGUCUCUUUCACCCUCCCCCCAUCAUAUCUUCUCAUUCUCCCCCAGGCAGUGGAGGUUCCCCUGAGAUGAUCGACCAGUGGAUCCAUCUGGUCCACCAGAAGAACGCCUUGGUCUCUGAGGAGUCAGACCUAAUGGUGGCGUGAGUGUAGAAUUAGUUUUACCAUACAUUUCCAUACAUUAUACAGAGUAUAGUGUUCUUGUGUGGUGAGUUCCUAGCUGAAGUAGCCAGUGGGGGACAGAGAAGCAGACUUCACACUCCUGACAGAGUUGUUAUUGUGUUCUUCAACAUAGUUGUACCCUUGUUUUGCCAUGUUGACUCAUGAGCUGAGUGUGAGCUGUGGGAGUUUCCCUUAACUGCAACUAAGGCCCUAUUGAAUGAAACCAGCCACUUCUAUUCAACUGUCUUCUGUUUCCUCCUUUCCUCUGCCCAUCAGGUCUCGACAGCUGGAGUUGGAGGACAAACAGAGCAUGCUGGAGAUGGAUCUCAGACGAUACAUGGAGCUGGAUGGUAUGUUACUCUACAAAAAGACUGGAUCGUUGCAUUUGUAUCACUGAUAGCAUAGUUAUAAGAUCACUUAGUAGGAGGUCUCCUGUGCAAAGUUUGUGUGUGUGAAAUCCUCUUAUCGUGUCCACCCCAGACUCUGCGAAGACGGCGGAGCAGCAGGCAGAAGAGGACCGUGUGCUACAGGAGAUGCUGGAGGUGGUGGACAUGAGGAACUCUCUGGUGGCCUUCCUGGACGAGAAGCGACUCCAGGAGAUCGAGAGUGACAAGCAGCAGGCCACCUCGCUACUAGAGGCCAAGAGACACUCCACAGCCUCAGCAGGGGCACAGGUGCACUGGGCAUGA
This is a messenger RNA of Coregonus sp. 'balchen', 19358 nucleotides long. NCBI's taxonomy places the organism in Eukaryota, Metazoa, Chordata, Actinopteri, Salmoniformes, Salmonidae. The record is from the annotation of a GenBank genome assembly.